AAUUUUUUUACAAUCAACCCCCCAAUCCUUCCUCGCCAUCUCUCCAUUUCCAUAUCUUCUGCUACAUUUCCUCUCUUUUCUUCCCUCUUUCCCUCUAUAUAUACCCCUUUCUUUUCGUUUCUUUUCACUUUCCCACUAUUCAAUCCUAUUAUAUUCAAUUCUAUUCAAUUCUCGUAUGUCUGCAAUCUGGCGAUGGAAGUCUUACCUCAAACACCUCAGACACCUCAAACACCUCUCCUCCUCUCAACUCACUUCCCGCCCCACUUCCCCUCUUCUUCUUCUUCCCCCAAUUCACGGUCUCCUUCAACACCGUUUCAAAUGGGACACUCCCUCCGGUGGUGGUGACAAUUUUACCGAUAAUCGUAAAAUUAGGGCCGAAAUUAACUGUCCCAGAUGUUCUAAACACAUGGAUCUCUUGUUCGCUUCCUCCAAUCUCUCCCCUCCGGUUCCUACCGUUGUCGAUAGUGGCACCUUCCAGGAGGUCAACAUCUGUCCUAAUUGUAAAUCUGCUUACUACUUUCGGCCUUAUAGGAUUGCCCCUCUUCAAGGCAGCUUCGUUGAAAUCAAAGUCAGUAGUAAUGGCAAUAAUAGUAGCAGCAAAAGAAGGUUGAAGAGGUUUUCGAGUGAUAGGGUUGGUGUUGAUGAGAGGGUGUCGUUUUGGGAUAGUUUGAGGACGUAUGGAGGGGACCCGCCUCCGCCUUCGAAUGGUUUGGCGGUGCAUACACCGCCGGGCCCGCCUUUUGCACCUGGGGUUAAUGUGGUUCGAGCUGUGGGGCCCAAUCACGGUGGUGGGUCUGGUAGUGGUGGUGGUGGUGGUGAGGGGGGUGGUGGUGGUGGUGGUGGUGGAUGGGGUGGGGCUAAUUUGGGGAAGAAUUUGCCAACGCCAAAGGAGAUUUGCAAAGGUCUUGAUAAGUUUGUGAUUGGUCAACAGAGAGCCAAAAAGGUGCUUGCUGUGGCUGUUCAUAACCACUAUAAGAGGAUAUAUAAUGCUUCCUUUCAAAAAGGGUCAGGGGCGGAAUCGGGAACCAUGGAGGCAAUAGAUGAAGAUGAUAAUGUAGAGUUAGAAAAGAGCAAUGUGCUUUUAAUGGGGCCAACCGGUUCAGGGAAGACUUUACUUGCAAAAACACUAGCUCGUUUUGUCAAUGUGCCAUUUGUUAUUGCUGAUGCAACAACCUUAACUCAGGCUGGUUAUGUUGGGGAAGAUGUUGAAUCAAUAUUGUAUAAACUUCUCAUGGCAUCUGAAUUCAAUGUUCAAGCAGCUCAACAAGGGAUCGUGUAUAUUGAUGAAGUUGAUAAAAUAACUAAGAAGGCUGAGAGCUUAAAUAUUAGUAGAGAUGUUUCUGGUGAGGGUGUACAACAGGCAUUAUUGAAGAUGCUGGAAGGAACUAUAGUGAAUGUUCCUGAGAAGGGGGCAAGGAAACAUCCUCGGGGUGAUAACAUACAGAUAGAUACAAAAGAUAUCCUCUUCAUAUGUGGUGGAGCAUUCAUUAAUCUUGAUAAAACGAUUUCGGAGAGACGGCAAGAUUCAUCAAUUGGUUUUGGAGCUCCUGUUCGUGCAAACAUGAGAGCUGGUGGAGUAAUUGAUGCUACAGUGACAUCAUCUUUGCUUGAAUCGGUUGAGAGUUCUGAUCUCAUUUCUUAUGGUCUCAUACCGGAAUUUAUUGGACGCUUUCCAAUUUUAGUUAGUUUGUCAGCUUUAACUGAGGACCAACUUGUUAAGGUCCUCACAGAACCAAAAAAUGCUCUUGGUAAGCAGUACAAGAAAUUGUUUAGCAUGAACAAUGUGAAGUUACAUUUUACUGAGAAAGCACUAAGAUUGAUUGCCCAAAAAGCCACGGCGAAGAAUACCGGUGCCAGGGGUUUGAGAGCCAUACUAGAAAGUAUUUUAACUGAAGCUAUGUAUGAGAUUCCAGAUGUUAAGACAGGAAGCGAUAGAGUAGAUGCUGUUGUGAUAGAUGAGGAGUCAGUGGGCUCAGCAAGUGCCCCAGGAUGUGGAGGCAAAAUUCUUCGUGGAGAAGGUGCAUUAGACCGUUAUCUUGAUGAAACAAAGUUGAAAGAUUUAGCGGAAAAUGCUGAGGCAAGCGAUAGAGAGUCGCAGGAGGGUGAAGGGGAGGUUUCAUCAAGAGCCAUGAGCAUGUAACGUUACAACAACAAUUGAAUUGUUGCAAUAUAAUUUGUACAAUUAUUCCUAAUGUUAUUUGUAAAAAUCAAAUUCAUAAGUGGGUGUAAUUAUUUAUUAUCCCCUUGUAGAACAGCAUAGUUGUCUGGCUGGUUCAUAAAUUCAUCGGAAAAGAGGAAAGGAAAAAAAAAA
Molecule: messenger RNA, 2311 nt
Organism: Pistacia vera
Lineage: Eukaryota; Viridiplantae; Streptophyta; Magnoliopsida; Sapindales; Anacardiaceae
Product: CLP protease regulatory subunit CLPX1, mitochondrial-like
Exons: 15
Coding region: 176-2140 (654 amino acids)
Biological process (GO): protein folding; proteolysis; protein catabolic process
Cellular component (GO): mitochondrial matrix
Molecular function (GO): ATP binding; ATP-dependent protein folding chaperone; ATP hydrolysis activity
Source: RefSeq, a predicted model, not a curated record